Molecule: messenger RNA, 543 nt
Organism: Ilyonectria robusta
Lineage: Eukaryota; Fungi; Ascomycota; Sordariomycetes; Hypocreales; Nectriaceae
Exons: 2
Coding region: 1-543 (180 amino acids)
Source: RefSeq, a predicted model, not a curated record
AUGACUGCCCCCGAGUCUCCCAAGAAGCAGACUACCGAAAUUGCUCGCCCUGUUACGGUUGAGGAGAGCAACCUCAUCCGUGAGCAGGUCGUCGAAACCACCCAGCAGCUCGAGCGAACUGUCAAGCGCGUCGAUCAAGCCGUCGAGCAAGUUGAGCGCACUGCUGGUCAAGUCCAGCAGACAACCAUGAAAGUCGCCCAGCACACCGAGCUCCUCGAAGACAACGACAGUAUGAUCAACUCCUGCGGCAACGAUCUGUUCCAACUCCAGGAGCAGGUCCGAUGCAACGAAGAGGAGUUCGAGCGCUUCAAGGAGAAGGUGGAGAUGUGCUUCCGGGAAAACAGGCUCUUGACCAUGGAGGCCUACGCUAUCGUCGUCGAAAUGGCGAAGGGCAGUGGUAACGAGGAACGCCUUCGUAGCUUCUGGGCCCGCAUCGCUCGCUUCGAGGAGCAGGUUGACGCUAACGAGCAGGCUGAGGCUAACGGCGAUGUGGAUGGCAUGGUCGCCGAUGCCACCAACGGGGUGCAGCGCAUGGGCAUGUAG